Messenger RNA from Acanthoscelides obtectus, 1444 nucleotides. The record is from the annotation of a GenBank genome assembly. Lineage: Eukaryota; Metazoa; Arthropoda; Insecta; Coleoptera; Chrysomelidae.
GGCUCACCCCUAUAACAUUUUUAUUAUUGAAGAUAGAACAACGAAAUUUAGAGGUUGCGUAUUAUAGAUGAAUUUACAUUUUUUGACAUAUUCCCUUGCUUUAACGUACUUCCGGUUUGACUCCAGCUGUCGAUUUUUAAAUGGGACACCCUAUAUAUACUUAUUUAUUUCGAUCUAGAAUAGCAUUCUGAACUGAAAAAUGCCUCAGUUGUCAAUAUUUAGCAAAUAAAGUCAUUUUUAUUUCAAUUUUUAUACUUUAUAUAGAAUGCCAUGGAUCUUGUAAAUCGCUACAUUUUUGAUCAAGUAACACGGGAAAAAUACGAUUCUGAGGCGAACGACCUUACAGUCAUUUUGAAGAUUUUCUAAAUAUUUUAAACAUUGAUUUUUUCAGUUUUCUGGAUUUUUUCAAAUGGUCAGAAGGUGGAUCGUCGGCUUUUUCUAAGAGUCCAUUUUCUUACGAAUAGUUUGACACUACUACUCUUAUUUCAUUUUGCCGAAUUGUUUUGAGAAACGAUCAUAUAGCUAACAACAAUAACAUAUCUGCAUUCGAUAUACCUAUGCACUAAGUCCUAUUAUUCUAUCAGGUAACCAAAUAAGUUCGUGCUGUUUUUAGUAGAAAAAUAUAAAUUUUUAUUGAGAUACAAUAAGACACUAUUUAUUGGUCGAAGUGAUUACCAUCACAUUCAACGACCUUUUGCCAACGUGGAACCAAUUUUUGUAUGGCGGUAUUGUAGAACUUCCUGGAUUUGGAGUAAAAAAAAAUUGGCGGACUGCAUUUAAAACACCAUCUCGAGUUGUGAACUGUCGGUACCUCAUUCCGUUGUCAAGAGACAAAAAAAGGUGAUAAUCACUGGACGAAAUAUCGGGAGAAUAUGGCGGGUGCGGUAACGUUUCUCAGCCGGGUUCAGAAAUUUUUUCUCGGGUCACUUUUGCGGUAUGAAGCUUGGCGUUAUUCUGCAAGAAUAUCACUUCCUUCGUAUUGAUCAAAGAAGGCUGUUUCUGGAUGAGUGCUGCUUGUACUCGUUGAAACUGCUCACAAUACAAGUUAGCAGCGAUGGUUUGACCCCUUUCCAAAUACUCAUAAUGGACAAUUCCAAUUGCUGUCCACCAAACACACAACAAAACCUUGUUUGGGUGCAAGGAAGCCUUGGGCGUGUUUGGUACCGAAUCAGUAGGCGAGAACCAAUGACUGGAACGCUUAGAAUUCGAAUACAAGAUCCAUUUUUAAUCGCACGUUAAUAACCCAUUAAGAAAUGGUUCAUUAGCGUUGCGUGAAACGUUUGCUGAACAGAUGGUAAGACGACUUACUAAUGAAAAUGCAAACGAAUAAUUUCAGGACUCACUCUGAACAUUUCUGCAAGCUCUUGGUACGUUGUCCUGGAGUUUGCGUCCAUAACCUGGCGAAGAUCCUCGUUGUUCAUGAUUUUUGGUCUCCCUGCGCGCG